GUGCUGGAAGUAGAUGACCUUCCGGCAAACACCUUCUUGUCGCUUCGAUAUGGAGACAUCCGAAAGCAGGCGCCGUUCCGCGCUGGGGAGUCCUUUGCCUUUCCGCCAAGUGGCAAGCAGCCAAAGGCCUUCACCGUGGACGUCUUCCAAAAGGUGGCAUCUUCCCAGGUUAGCUUGGCAGGCAUCUCUGCUCUCGGAGGAAGCUUGAACAAUGUGGAGAUCGAGACCCUGGACAUUGGCAGCGCGCCACUGAAGGCCUCCUUCGAAGCGUCGCUGCGGUCUUUUGACCACCAGGAGAAGUCAGGAGCCUCUCGUGGCCGAAACGCCGCGGAGCGAGCAAAGCAGUACAUGGAGCAGCGUGGGGUGCAGCACUUUCUGCAGGAGAUGUUCACCCAACUGCUUGAGCGGAAGCCAGAGGAUUAUCUCGGAUUUCUGGCGGAUUUCAUCGAGCAGAAGCAGGAUGAAGCAGACCAUGCCGACAGGAAUGAGAUCGACUUCUCUUCAGAGCCCGGCUUGGGAGAGAAUCCACUGCCCGGUUUCGCAGCAUUCCCGCUUCCUGACCUAGGCAAACAUAACAGCAUUGCCACAGAAGUGUUGCGGGCACAGCCAGAGAUCGAGCAGCUUGCAGACCUUCGAACCAGCAUGGGUGUAUCUUUGGCACAGUGUAUAAAGCCAGGCGUAGACUGCCCAGGGCACCCGAUGGUGAAGGUAGCUGGGGCCUUUGCUGGUGAUGCAGAAUGCUACAGCAUGUUCCAUCAAUUCUUCGACCCGCUCGUUGCAAGCCUAAGCUUGAAGGGCUCCGUGCGCAGCGGGGAUGGUGCGACCCACCCUUUGGAUGGUGAUGUCUCCAAGAUCUCCAGUGACCAAAUAGAUCCCUCAGGGAGCUAUGUGGUCUACGCCGUCCUGGAGGCACGGAGAAAUGUCGAAGGAAUUCGCAUGCCUGUUAGCUGCUCCAAGGAGGAGCGCCGAGAAGUGGAGAAACUCUUGUCCUCGGCCCGCCUGCGCGGAACGUACCUCCCCCUGGCUGGAUCGAAGAGUUGGCCGAAACGUUUGGGCGGCAUGGCAGCCUUUCAGGAGGAGCGGCUUCGAAAGGUGGGGAUGCUCUUGACGGAGCCAGAUUCCAAGUUGAAGUUGGCAGCAGGAUUCGGAAGACACUGGCCCGAUGCCCGCGGGGUGAUGGUGUGUGAUGCUCCUGGUGUUUUCGUCUGGUGCAACGAGGAGGAUCACUAUCGCUUCUUUGCAAGGCAGGAAGGCUCUGAGAUCAAAGAGCUCUACGAGCGGAUGGCGAAGACGAUGUCAGCCGUCUCAGAGGCGGCGACCAUGGCUGGCAGAGCCUUCGCCUCUUCAAGUAAGCUCGGGUGGCUCACGACCUGUCCUUCUCGCGUCGGCGCGGCCCUGCGUGUGACGCUGACGCUGCGAAUCCCCUUGUUGGCCAAAGCCGUCGAGCUGCCGGCGCUGUGUGAGUGCUUGCAUUUACACUGCGACUCCAGCAGCUCCGCCAUCUCCGGGAAUUUGUGGCAGAUCCACAGUUUGAGUAGCUUGGGAGUGUCCGAGGUGGAGGUAAUGAACGAAAUGAUUCAGGGCUGCAAGCUUCUCGUCGGACUGGAGCAGCGCUUGGAGCGGAAGGAGCCGAUCUUCGAUGCUCUCCCGGGACUGGGCAGAGAGCUGCCCUUCAGCCCUCUGCCCUGCCAAGGGCCAUGCCCUGAAGCCAUGCCCGACCUUGCUGGCUGCCGUAGCUUGGUGGCGGCUUCCCUGAGGGUGAAUCCCAAACUCUACCUCCAGUAUCGCAGCUUGGCGACUUCUUCUGGGACGCACCUUGGCGUCUGUUUGAGGCCAGCUUUCGACCGAGAUGUGGGGAGGCAGAAGACUGCCUCGGGCCUCGUUGCCGGGGACGAAGAGUGCCUGGACACCUUCCGCGAUUUGUUCGUCGCCGUUCACGGACAGCUCCAGGCACUCCAAGCCUCCUGGGAGCCUCCACGAGGUAGCUGGACAAGCGUGGAGCUAACAAGCUCAUGCCAGUGGGUGAAGAUCGAGAUGCGCCGCAAUGUUUCUGGCCUCAGGUUCGCCCCAUCAUGCUCCACAGAUGAAAGGCGCGAGGUGGAGCGUCUGCUGGUGCGCUGCAUGGAGAAUCAGAAGGCUGUGACGGGCCAGUAUUAUCCGUUGGCCUUCUCUCAAAGCUAUCCUUUGAUGCCCAACGGCAUCAAUCAACAGGAGGAACGGCAUCUCGUGAGAUUGGGAAAGCUGUUCCCGGCUCCGCACGCAUUGGGUGAGCUGAGCAGUGGAGUUGGUCGAGAAUGGCCGGAUGCACGUGGGGCCUUCCUGAGUGACGGAACCGCGGACGAUGGCUGCGAGACUUUGGCGUGGGUGAACCAAGCGGAUCACCUCCGUUUACGGUGCUUCGUCCCGGGGGGUGACAUGCAGCUGGCAUAUCGAAAGGUUCAAGGGAUGGCCGACAACAUCGAGACGGAGCUCAACUCCCUUUGCUCCAGGGGCUUCUCUCGCCAUGCGAAGUUUGGCUAUGUCACCGUGGACUCUCUCCACUUGGGUUCUGGUAUGCAGCUAACUGCUGCCAUGCAACUGCCAGAACUGAGCCAGCUGGAAGAUUUCCCGAAGCUCUGUGCUCGCCUCAAGCUGACACAGACUUGGCAUGAUGACGGCUACGAGCUCUCAAGCUAUCCGGCACCUGAACUGAAGGCCGAGGACCUGCUGGCUCGGACAUUGCAGAGCCUGCGCAUCCUUGCUGGCUUGGAUCAAUCUCUCGCCGACGGUCAAAAUGUGCAGCCAGAUCUGGAGGCACUCGGCGUGAUCUGA
Molecule: messenger RNA, 2811 nt
Organism: Symbiodinium necroappetens
Lineage: Eukaryota; Dinophyceae; Suessiales; Symbiodiniaceae
Source: the annotation of a GenBank genome assembly